GUCAUCGAAGAACGGACUUGAUCGUUCUAGUUGAUCGUUCUAAAUGCGUCAAAUUGUUACAAAGUUGUUAAUUAUCAACACUUGUAAACAAUUGUCAGCCUGAUUGCUCUCCGAUUUGAGUGGAAACGUUGAGAUGAAAAUUUAACAUAUCCGAGAACCGUUAUGUUUUAUAAUUAUCAACAGUGAAUCAAUUCAUCUCAAAAUGGCAGAAAAUCUUUCGAAACGGCCUCCCAAAGGGAUUUUAAAAUCAUCCAGCAGCUUUGAUAAUCCAGAUAUAUCUAGUUUCAGACCACCAAAAGAAACAAAAUGGGAUGAAAUGAACAUAAUAGCAACAUUGCAUCCAGCAGAGAAAGAUUACGGUCACAUGAAGAUAGAUGAACCAAAAACCCCGUACAACUAUGAAGGCCUGCAGGGUGAAUUCGAGUUUGAUCAAUUAGAUUCUACUGCUGUUGCAGCCAAGUUGGCAGGUAGCAGUAAGCCAAAAAUAUUUGAAGAAUCAAGCGAAGAUGAAGAAGACAAAGAAACUCCCGAGGAAAGGGAAAAGAGGAAAGCAUUCGAAGCGAAAAGAAAACAUCAUUAUAGAGAAUGGCAAGUAGUCCAGCUUGCUCGAAAACAACUACUCGAACAAGAUGAAGACGAAGGGAACGAUGAUGACGAAGAGGAGAUGAAGAAAGAAGAGGAACACGAAGAGGAUGUUCAAAAAGAUGACGACGACAUGUCCUAUCUUUCUGAACAAAUUAACUAUGAUGUUAGAUACAAGUGCAUGCCGUCCUGUGAUAAAACAGAGCAAAAAUGA
Dufourea novaeangliae is the source of this 796-nucleotide messenger RNA. Its product is annotated as protein phosphatase inhibitor 2-like. The record is from RefSeq and is a predicted model, not a curated record. Lineage: Eukaryota; Metazoa; Arthropoda; Insecta; Hymenoptera; Halictidae. Bases 203 to 796 code for a protein of 197 amino acids. Gene Ontology annotation, biological process: regulation of signal transduction. Gene Ontology annotation, molecular function: protein phosphatase inhibitor activity. The transcript has 6 exons.